UUAUUUGUUUUUUUUCCGCAGAGGUCUGCCAACAUUUUAUGUCCACAAAAAUUAUUAUAAUUCUAAGAAGAAAGGCAUAAAUUAUGGAUAAAAAGGUGGUAUCGAAAAGUGAUGAAAAACCAUUAAUAAGUUACAGUGAUACUGAAGAUGUACAGAUCCCAACUGCAGGCACUUUCGGCAACUAUGACGAGCAAAGCGACGAAGAAAUAUUAAUCGGAGCUAACGAAAAUGGAAUACCUUCUGAUGAACUACUAAUAGACUUUAAAAACAAAGCACAGGUGGAGUCGGAACGUCCUAUUGUUCCUAUUGUAUUUAAAACCACACGUAAUACUUCAGUGCCAGUGUCAGAAAGGUUAGAGUCAUCCAGUGAUCAAGUCAAUUUGUCUGUGGAACCAUCAACAUCACAAGUCUCCCAACAGCAUCCCACAUUUCAUUUACGCUCUCGUACGGCGGCCAUUAACGAUCAGGCCGAUAUUUACGAGAGUUUAGACUAUGAUGUUUGCGAAAAUGUUCUAUUUCAAGCAGAACAGAAACGUCUUGCAGGCAUUAGAUGGGCGUCGCGUAAAGACAUAUUACGUUGGAUCAUAUUCAUACAAAUUGGUAUCAUUACCGCUCUAGUGGCCUGUACAAUCGAUAUUAUUAUCGAGGAAUUGAGUCGACUAAAAUAUAAAUUUUUAAAAUACCAGGUGGAUGGGAAUAUUUCUACGGGUGAUUUGGUCAUACCCUACCUAUAUUGGUUAAUUUUAAGCAUAGUUCCAGUUAGUCUAGGAGCCGCCAUGGUAACUUAUAUAGAACCGGUUACGGCUGGAAGUGGUGUGCCUCAAGUGAAAAGCUAUCUGAACGGUGUUAAAAUUCCACGAGUAGUGCGCAUUAAAACGAUGACUGUUAAAGCUGUAGGCGUCAUAACUUCCGUUGUUGGGGGGCUGGCAGGAGGCAAGGAAGGACCUAUGAUUCACGCCGGAGCGGUUGUAGCUGCCGGUAUAUCUCAAGGCAAAAGUACUACUUUUGCAAAAGAUUUUCGUGUAUUCAAAGACUUUCGUGAUGAUCAUGAGAAACGUGAUUUUGUCUUGGGUGGGGCGGCUGCUGGUGUGGCCGCUGCUUUUGGCGCGCCAAUAGGUGGAAUGUUGUUCUCUUUGGAAGAGGCGGCAAGCUUCUGGAAUCAAAAUCUCAUAUGGCGAACUUUAGUAGCCUCUAUCAUCAGUUCUUUUACUUUGAAUAUUGUAUUGUCUGCCUAUCACGGUUUAAAUAAUUACACCUUCAUCGGUCUUUUCAAUUUGGGAAAAUUCGAACAGCCUUUGACUUUUAACUAUUACGAAUUACCAAUAUUUAUGUUAUACGGUAUAGCGGGCGGUCUGUUAGGCGCCUUUUGGAAUAUGCUAAAUACUCGCUUAAGUCGUUUCCGGGCGAGAUUUAUUAAACCGAAAUUCGCCAAAGUUCUAGAAGCAACGUUUGUGGCUAUGUUAGGUGUUUCAAUGGCUUGUGCUAUGAUAUAUUUCAUUAACGAUUGCCGUCCUCUGGGAAAUGAUCCAACCGAAUAUCCAACACAGCUAUUCUGUGAGGAUAAUGAAUAUAAUGCAGUGGCUGCUUUAUGGUUCCAAACACCGGAGGCCACAGUUCGUUCUCUGUUCCACGAUCCUCCUGGGUCUCAUAAAAUCUUAACUUUAACUACCUUCACUUUAAUUUACUACGUGUUUUCUUGCUUAACGUUUGGCCUCAAUGUCAGCCUAGGAGUAUUCAUACCUACAGCUUUGGUGGGUGCCGCUUGGGGUCGCCUGGUGGUAAUGAUUGCUUAUUAUCUCUUCCCUAAAGCGGCUUUCCUAAACCCUGGUAAAUAUGCUUUAAUUGGAGCCGCGGCUAAUUUAGGUGGUGUACUGCGUAUGACGAUCAGUUUAACGGUAAUUUUAAUGGAAACCACUGGAAUGGAGCCAUCUUUUUUUUUUCCUAUAAUUUUAACCUUGAUUAGUGCAAAGUGGGUUGGCGACUAUUUCAACGAAGGUAUCUAUGAUAUACAAGUGGCCGUUAAUCAUGUGCCGAUGAUGCCAUGGGAACCUUUAUCACAUUAUCGGGGAUUGAGAGCUUCAGAUAUUAUGAGCGCACCAGCAGUGUGCGUUAUGCUGCAAGAUAAAGCGAAUUAUAUAUAUGACAUAUUAACGCGAUGCAAGCACAACGGUUUUCCGGUAGUGGAAGAUGUCAAAGGGAAUGAACGGUGUUCGGGUCGCGUGUGUGGCAUCAUUUUGCGAUCGCAAUUGAUUGUUAUUCUAUUGAAGUCGCUGUUUGAAGAGAAUAAACGGUUUUGGGAGAAAGAAGUUUCCAUUCAAACCUUCCGUGAUCUUUAUCCACGUUAUCCAUCCAUAAAGCAUGUUAAGAUGGAUAAUGAUAAAAUCAAUUACACGAUUAAUUUGAAUAUAUUUAUGAACCCAUCACCGGUUUGCGCAAAUGAGCAUGAAUCCGUACCAAAAAUUUUUAAUAAAUUUCGUGCCUUGGGUUUACGUCACUUAGUAGUAACGGAUCGUGAAAACCGCAUUGUUGGCAUUAUAACGCGUAAAGAUUUUCUUUAUAAAUAACAUCUGCGUAAUCCGCUAAAUUGCAUUUAUCCCUUUAGGUCCAGAAUGGGCCUUCAACAUUCAUAUUAAGUUUUGUAUAAUUAUACUUAGGCUUUAAAAGCUUUUUAAAUUAAGAUUAUUAGCUCAUAGGAAAUAUUCACUGGUAUUAAAAGCAUAUUUUUUUAAAACCAUAACGAAUUCUACUUUAAUUGUUUCACUAAGAUAGAUUCGAGUUGACUUUGUUCUAACUUUGGUAUUUUUUUUUUUUAUUUAACCAUUAAAUUGCCCGUUUAUGUUCU
This is a messenger RNA of Glossina fuscipes, 2842 nucleotides long. It is a transcript of the gene ClC-b, whose product is annotated as H(+)/Cl(-) exchange transporter 7. The transcript is spliced from 11 exons. NCBI's taxonomy places the organism in Eukaryota, Metazoa, Arthropoda, Insecta, Diptera, Glossinidae. Gene Ontology annotation, cellular component: lysosomal membrane; intracellular membrane-bounded organelle. Gene Ontology annotation, molecular function: voltage-gated chloride channel activity. Gene Ontology annotation, biological process: chloride transport; transmembrane transport. Bases 84 to 2564 code for a protein of 826 amino acids. The record is from RefSeq and is a predicted model, not a curated record.